Messenger RNA from Dicentrarchus labrax (European seabass), 3100 nucleotides. RefSeq names its product tripartite motif-containing protein 16. NCBI's taxonomy places the organism in Eukaryota, Metazoa, Chordata, Actinopteri, Moronidae. Bases 50 to 1948 code for a protein of 632 amino acids. The record is from RefSeq and is a predicted model, not a curated record. The transcript has 2 exons. Gene Ontology annotation, molecular function: protein binding; zinc ion binding.
AGACUAUGAAUACAGCUAAAUCUCAAACUGCUCCAUUUCCUUGUGUUAAAUGCAGACUGAUAACCCCUCCCUUUUCUCAAACACAGAGUUGAACUCUGACUUUAUAUUUCCUGAUUCCCGCCCCUUUCAUAGAUCUGCUAGUGUAGAAAUGGGUGUAACCAACAUGCUGGGAAGGGCGAGAGGCACAAACCACUUUAAUGCAGAUCAGCAUUCCUGUGUGACACUUGUAAUAGCUGUGAGGAAAGUGAAACUGUUGAGUCAUUCCCUGUUGUUGAGAGGUGAAAUGGCGCAGCAAGGAAAUCAGACACACGAGGUAAAAUUCUGCUGUUCGAUCUGUUUGGAUCUACUGAAGGAUCCAGUGACUAUUCCCUGUGGACACAACUACUGCAUCAACUGUAUUAAAACCCACUGGGAUGAAGAAGAUCAGAAGAAAAUCCACAGCUGCCCUCAGUGUCGAAAGACUUUCAUCCCGAGGCCUGUGCUGGUGAAAAACAACAUGUUGGCAGAGUUAGUGGAGGAAGUGAAGAAGAUUGGACUUCAAGCUGCUCCUGCUGAUCACUGCUAUGCCGGACCAGGAGAUGUAGCCUGUGAUGUCUGCACUGGGAGGAAGCUGAAAGCCUUCAAGUCCUGUCUGGUUUGUCUGGCUUCUUACUGUGAGCAACACCUCCAGCCUCACUAUGAAUCUCCCACUUUUAAAAAACACAAACUUGUCGAAGCCUCUUUUAAACUUCAGGACACCAUCUGCUCCCGUCAUGAUGAGGUGAUGAAGAUCUUCUGCCGCACUGAUCUGCAGUGUAUCUGUAUUGUCUGCUCCAUGGAUGAACAUAAAGGCCAUGACACAGUCUCAGCUGCAACAGCAAGGACUGAGAAGCAGAAGGAGCUCAGUCAAAGUCGGCAAAACAUCCAGCAGAGAAUCCAGGUCAGAGAGAAAGAUGUGAAGGAGCUUCAGAAAGAGGUAAAGACCAUCAAUCACUCCGCUGAUAAAGCAGUCGCGCACAGUAAGAAGGUUUUUACUGAGUUGAUCUGUGUCAUUGAGAAAAGAAGCUCUGAUGUGAAGCAGCAGAUCAGAUCCCAGCAGGAAACUGAGGUGAGUCGGGUAAAGGAGCUCCAGGAGAAGCUGAACCAGGAGAUCGCUGAGCUGAAGAGAAAAGACGUAGAGCUGGAACAGCUCUUCCACACAGAGGAUAACACCCAGUUUCUUCACAAAUACCCUUCACUGUCACAACUUCUUGAGUCUACAGACUCACCAAGACCAACAAUCAGUUGUCUGCAGUGCUUUGAGGAUGUAACAGCGGCUGUGGCAAAAGCCAGAGAUAGAAUACAAGCCAUUCUUUGUGAUGAAUGGAUGAAGACGACAGAGAUGGACAUGGAUGUUUUACUCUCACAACCGGAGCCCACGACCAGAGCAGAGUUCUUACAAUAUUCUUGUCAAAUCACACUGGAUCCAAACACAGCAAGGAAGUUUCUGGUUUUAUCAGAGGGGAACAGAAAGAUAACAUAUAAUGACAAAAAUACACCAUAUUCUCCACAUCCAGACAGAUUUAUUGGCGUAUCUCAGGUCUUGAGUAAAGAUGGACUGACUGGUCGUUGUUACUGGGAGGUGGAGAUGAGUAAAUAUGCUGGUGUAGCAGUUGCUUACAAGAGUAUUCGCAGAUCAGGGGACUUGAACUCAUAUGUAUUUGGAUACAAUGAGAAUUCUUGGAUAUUACAUCGUCGCACUGGUUACCUCUUCAGACAUGACAACCACUCAGCUUCCAUCUCGGGUCCUAAAUACUCCAGAAUAGGAGUGUAUCUGGAUCACAGUGCAGGUAUUCUGUCCUUCUACAGCGUCUCAGAAACUAUGACUCUCCUCCACAGAGUCCAGACCACAUUCACUCAGCCGCUCUAUGCUGGACUUUAUCUCAGUGGUCCUAAUGGAGACACUGUUGAGUUGUGUAAACUCAAGUAGAUAUUAAAGAGGCAAGGAAAGGUUCGUAUCAAACCAAGUCUACAAUACUGUAUCAAAAAUGUAUUGUAAUUUCUCUAGGACAUGAAUGCAGAUGUAGUUCACUAGUGGGUGUAGUUUAGCUUUACAGGUUCAAUUUUAAGUGAUUUGACCCAGGGUGGCUGUAUUCAUACUUUGCACGUGACGUCACAACUACUGGCUGGCGGGCAAGAACAUCGUUUUCCAGCAACGAAACCCAGUAAACUAAUCAAGGAUCUUGCCAGGACGUCGCCAGUUUUACUAUACAAAAGUUGGUGUUUUAAGGUGAAAGCGACAUGCCAGAUAGUUGUUUUAACAGGUGUUGUGCCAAUGUAGGUAAUCCAAAUAAGUGUUUCCCCUGGCAUUCAUUCAGCGAAGGCGGAGAAACAGUGCUGUGCUUGCUUUCAUCCAAGUAAAUUAAAACUAACAACAAUUGCAUUGUUUAAUUCAAUGUUCUGGUGUUGUAAUUAUCUACAAGGUUUUUUUAAAUGCUUUUAUUCUUUUGUACGUCGUAACGUCGUACUACGUACUGAACGGAAAAACCAAGGCAAUGAUUACCUCAUGUGAUUUGACAUAUAACACGCUGUAAUUCAAGUCCUGGUAUGGAAUUUGUCGAACUAAAUAAACGUCCAUAUCCAAAAUCAAGAUCACUGUGAUUGUUUUCUGGCUUCAAUUACGUCUCUUAAAUCUACUUCACUCGAAAUGUACUAUAAUAGACAGAUGAAGUCGGCGUUUCUUGCCCGCCAGGUAUCCAUGGUAACCACGUGACUGCAAAGUAUGAAUAGGGCCUUUUGUUUUUUUAUGUGUGUGUGAAUAUGAUCACCAUGGACUUUGGGUUUGGAUAAAUGGUGAGGGAGACAGUGCUGAGUUGUGUGAGCUCAAGUAGACAGAUUUAUUAAAGAGGUGAUUAAUAAAGUUGAUAAUCAAUAACUGAGAGACUGUUAACCUUUUUAAUCAUUUGAUGCAGUCUGUAUUUCUGUUGAUUGUGUUUCCUUUUGUUACAACUAUGAUAAUGAACAUUUUCUCUGUUUUUGUUUAAGUUUAGUGCAAUUUAAGUGAGAUCACUGCAGCAGUACAGAUCUUUUAGAAUUUUUCAAACUGAUGAAUUUGUAAAAUGGAAUAAAUUUGUGACUUUGA